Prosopis cineraria is the source of this 826-nucleotide messenger RNA. Its product is annotated as 60S ribosomal protein L23a. Gene Ontology annotation, cellular component: cytosolic large ribosomal subunit; ribosome. Gene Ontology annotation, molecular function: structural constituent of ribosome; rRNA binding. The transcript is spliced from 4 exons. The coding region runs from base 144 to 608 and encodes 154 amino acids. NCBI's taxonomy places the organism in Eukaryota, Viridiplantae, Streptophyta, Magnoliopsida, Fabales, Fabaceae. Gene Ontology annotation, biological process: ribosomal large subunit assembly; translation. The record is from RefSeq and is a predicted model, not a curated record.
CAAUAUUUUGGAUAUCUUCGACAGCAGAUAUAUAAUGCGCUCUUUCUCCCUUGCUGAAAACCCUAGAGUCAGCCAGUACAUCUGCAUCUCGAGCGCAGGGUUUCGAGGAGAUUUGACAGGCGAAGUUUCAUUUUCGGUCAUCCAUGGCGCCGCCUAAAGCUGAUAUUUCAAAGAAGACUGACCCUAAGGCACAGGCCUUGAAAACUGCCAAGGCAGUCAAAUCAGGGCCGACUUUCAAGAAGAAGGCCAAGAAAAUUAGAACAUCGGUCACAUUCCAUCGACCCAAGACUUUGAAAAAGGAUAGAAAUCCCAAGUACCCUCGUAUCAGUGCUCCACCAAGAAAUAAGCUAGACCAUUAUCAAAUUCUUAAGUAUCCUCUCACCACAGAGUCAGCAAUGAAGAAGAUUGAAGACAACAACACUUUGGUUUUCAUUGUUGACUUGCGGGCAGACAAGAAGAAGAUAAAGGAUGCAGUGAAGAAAAUGUAUGACAUUCAAGCCAAGAAAGUGAACACUUUGAUCAGGCCCGACGGUACCAAGAAAGCCUAUGUCAGGUUGACUCCCGAUUAUGAUGCCUUGGAUGUCGCGAACAAGAUUGGAAUCAUCUAAAUUUUGGUGGCUUCUCCUUGUUUAUGUAUUUGCGCUUGAUUUUAGAAUGUUUAAGGAGCCCAUUGACCGGAGACUUUGUGAUGUGGUUUUGACGUUUUAUUCUGUGUUUUCACUGUACUUUGUUCAAAUGACAAAAGUAGAUUGCGCGGUUAUAGAUUUUGGUUGAAAAUUAUUUAAAUCAAUUAAUGGGUUCAAAAUUUGAACUUCUUUUUUCUCAA